Lentinula edodes (shiitake mushroom) is the source of this 2934-nucleotide messenger RNA. RefSeq names its product quinon protein alcohol dehydrogenase-like superfamily. Bases 1 to 2934 code for a protein of 977 amino acids. Gene Ontology annotation, biological process: positive regulation of rRNA processing; positive regulation of transcription by RNA polymerase I. The record is from RefSeq and is a predicted model, not a curated record. NCBI's taxonomy places the organism in Eukaryota, Fungi, Basidiomycota, Agaricomycetes, Agaricales, Omphalotaceae. The transcript is spliced from 7 exons. Gene Ontology annotation, molecular function: RNA binding; protein binding. Gene Ontology annotation, cellular component: nucleolus.
AUGGCGGCCUCGACGUCUCACGAGCCGCAAGAUGCUUCACUUCCUCUCAGUCCUUCAUCAGCUCCCGAAAAGAUAAAGAGAUCCAGGAAGGGCUCGAAAGAAAAAGGCAAGAGCAAGGAAGCGAGUGGUGGCCAAAGGAAACGAUCGGCAGGGGGGAAGCCGUCGACUGCAACGCUCAACAAUCACCCGGUAUACGAAGACGAUCCGCCAUUAGACUGGAUAUCAUUAACAGAUGCUCAUCCGAGUCAAAGUCCUCCAAUAUUUACUCAGGAUGGCAGUUAUUAUUUUGUACUCGUAGGUUCUUCAGUGAAGAUAUUCGCCACAUCUACCGGACAAUUGGUGUCUACUUUGUCUGUCCCGUCAUCUACUACUGGUGUUUCUUCAGAAAUAACAUCGGUCGUCCUUAAUCCUAUGAACAUCUUUCAAAUCAUAACGAGUUCGUUAGAUGGAACUAUCAGGAUAUGGGAUUACUUGGAUGCCACUUUAAUCAGAACUUUGGAUAUUGCUCAGCCCAUACACCACAUCUGUACGCACGACAAACAUCAGGAUUUUGUUUUUGUUACUGUCUCUCGUCCAAGUAAGCCAACAAAAAGCUUGGUCACGGAAGACGCCUCAUCUGUGCUUCGAAUAUCAUUAAAAGCUGCGGCUGCUUCGGCUCAGUCUGCGGUCCAGAAACCCUCGGACAUAACCCCUCUUGGAAAAAUACGUUUUCCAACUGGUCUUGCCAUCUCACCAAGUGGAAAUUGGCUAGUUGCUACUGCAGGACACAAGGCUUAUGUCGCCAACCUGUUGAUCAUUAAAUCUGGCUUCACGAAAUAUGUCUCGCCUGAUAGAAUCAACUGUCUAGCUUUCCAUCCAGUGGAAGACUACUUUGCUACUGGCGAUGUGAAGGGGAACAUCAGGCUCUGGUACUGUCUACAUGACCCUACAAACGUCAAGGUAGCCGGAUUAGAAAAGAAGACUCAGACCGCGAGUUUUCACUGGCAUGCACAUGCAGUGUCUUCACUCGCGUUUACAUCUAAUGGUGCAUAUUUGUUGAGUGGUGGAGAAGAAUCUGUACUUGUGAUAUGGCAACUGCACUCGGGUAAAAAAGAAUUUGUACCUCGAUUAGGCGCACCUAUCCAAACUAUCUCGAUCACAAAAACCUUACACGCAGGAGAGGAGUACCUUUUGGGCUUGAAUGAUGCGACUUUCGUGUUCGUGAGCGCAUCCACGCUUAGAAUAUCAAGGAGUUACUCGCGUAUUAAGCUUUUCCCAUCGGAUAACUCUUCCUCUUCAAAGUCUGUCCCUUUGGCAGUACAUCCUAGCUCCUCAACCUUUAUCAUUCCUUCUUCCCACCCGUCUUCAGUCCAAAUGUUUUCCUUCGCCUCAUCAAAAAUAGUCUCCGAAUUAGAGAUCUCCCCGUCAAAUAGAGUGUCGCGAAGAGAAGAAAAGCCCGUAGAGCCGUCGCGAGUUGAAUGCACUGAAAUUUCUUCGUCCGGUGAUUGGAUGGCUUCCAUAGACACUCGCGCCCCACCAGAGGACUUUCAAGGAGAAGUAUAUCUUAAAAUAUGGCAUUGGGAUCAGAGGACUUCACUGUGGAUUCUGAAUACUCGAAUAGACAGACCACAUGGCCUUCACAAGAUUUUGGCUAUGUCUUUUAGCCCUCGUCCUCGGGCUGGUCAGGAAUCACAUUUGGUCACGACCGGAGGAGAUGGCGCAGUCAAAACAUGGAGGCUUCGCUCCGACCGAGAAAAGAGCCAAGAAGGAGAAGGAUUUUGGAUCGCACGUUCAUCCUUCAGUUUUCGCAAUGAAGCACCCUCGCACGUUUCGUGGUCGCCGGAUGGAUCUCUGUUAGCAGUCACUUUCGGAACCCGUGUCUCGCUGUACGAUGCGUUGACAAACAUCCACCGAACUACAUUUACUUCACCAGAAUGUCCACAUGCAUAUAUGUCACAUUUUGUUGGGCGAGGGCGAUUUUUGGCGGUUCAGGGGAAGCAAGAACUUGUGGUAUGGGAUAUCGUUUCCCGUUCAGUACGGUGGUCCUACACAAGUUCCUACCCUAUAUACAACGUGGUUCCUCAUCCUGAAAAUGACAGCUUUGCGAUCUUUACCUCCGCCGCACCAGGACGUUCAAGAAUCCAUUCAUUUUCUUCUUCAUCGUCCAAGCCUUCAAAGACAACUUACCUCCCUUUCACAUUACUGAACGCGGUAUGGUAUUCGUCCAAACCUACCUCUUCUUUGAGUCUUGCAGGGGUCACUCAAGAUUGGAGGUUCGUCCUCGUCGGUGAUGAUGUAAAGGCCCUUGAGGAAGAAGGAACUCUUGCAAUAGGGAUCAAAUCACGAUCUUUACCUCAGCGGCGAACACUUUUCCAAGAUAUCUUCGGGAAAUCCAUCUUUGAUCAACAGCCUGUAAGCGACUUUUCGGCUGCGACUUUGCAGCAAAAAGCAGGACCAGAUGAUCGCACUGUGUUCGAUGUACCUGCACAUCUUUCAGCUCCUGUAGAGAGCUUAUUUGACCCACUCAUAAUGGGCUUUUUGAAACUACGCCCGGCCGAACAAGAACACCUUCCUAUGGAGGAAGGACGCGAAGAUGAGGACGUAGUCAUGGAAGUGGACACCUCCGAACCAGUUGCCUCAUCUCGGUUAACGAAAAUUGAGGACAAGGAAAUAGAAUCGUUAGUCGCUGUUUCCGAACGUACUCGUUACAAAACACCCAAAACGAAUGGCAUCCGCAAAGUUAAUGGCGUACAUCUAAAACCGUCUCCUACGCCUUCAAAGGUCCCACAAUUAACUAAAUCGAAGCCACCGAGGCAAGUGGAUGUUGUCAACGUUGUUUCUCCCUCAUCCCCCGAACCAACUCCUUCGCCGAUGCUCAAUGGGAUCGGGAAAAAAACGAAAAAAGGCCUUAGAUUACUUUUGAGUAGGCCGAACAAAUUAGUUAGUUUCGAAUGA